AUGCCCAUUGAGACUGAUUUAAAGGUUGCUUAUGAUCUACUCUAUAAUAAAAAACAACCCGAAGAAGCUGUGAAGCUAUAUGACAAUGUCCUACGGCAAUCUGAAAGUAAUUUAGUUGCAAUGAUAUAUAAAGCUGCAUCGCUUGAAAAGUUAUAUCAUGAAUUUAAAGACUGGAAUAAGGAAGAAACAAUUAAUGAAGCUCAUAGCUUGCUUGAGAAAGCGUUAGAAGUAGCUACUUCAAGAGGCAAUAGAUCCAAGAUGGCUCUAGUGUAUUUUAGAUUUUUUGUUCAUGAAUUCCAUAGGGGUAAUUACACAAAAGCUGCAUUAUAUAUGCAGAAAGCGGAAGCAUAUGGGUACAACGAUGCGACGCUAUCAUUGUGGAAAUCUAACUUGGAAGGUAAGCUUGGUAAUCUGAAGGUAAUGGAGAGUGAUGAAAAAUUAGGGGAUACUAGCUCAUCUUCGGCGCCAGAUAAAGAUGGUGAUCACGAACCUGUGAAGAUUAGAACUGAGUGGUACCAAAGUGCUCAAAAUAUUACCAUUUCACUCUUUGUUUCGAAAUUGCCCGCUUCCUCAAAGGACGUGAAGGUGGAAUUAGAGAAUGAUGUUGAUUUGACUGUGAGCUAUCGAGUUGAGGAUACCGGUUCUGACUUUUUGUAUAGUAUUACAUUAGCCCAUCCGGUAGAACAAAGCUUUAGCGUAAAGGUCAUGUCGAAGAAGUUUGAAAUUACUUUUACCAAGAAGGCUAAGGUACAAUGGAAGGCAUUAGAAUCUACGGAAGAAGUAGGAUCUACUCCAUCACAGUCAACUAUUUUACAGCCAAAUUCCGAUAACAAGAAUACUGUACUAAAGUAUCCAUCAUCCUCUAAGAAAGGGAUAAAUUGGGAUAGUAUAAAAAUUGACGAAGACGAAGGCGAGGAACAAGAGUCCGCCGACAAGUUUUUCCAAUCUAUCUAUGCCGACGCUGAUCCUGAUACUAAGCGCGCAAUGAUGAAAUCAUUCAUAGAAAGUAAUGGAACGGCUCUAAAUACCGAUUGGGCAGAGGUAUCUAAAGGGCGGGUUAAACCUUGCUUGCCUGAUGGUACUGAGUUGAAAGAUGUGUAA
Molecule: messenger RNA, 1101 nt
Organism: Eremothecium sinecaudum
Lineage: Eukaryota; Fungi; Ascomycota; Saccharomycetes; Saccharomycetales; Saccharomycetaceae
Gene: SGT1
Product: co-chaperone SGT1
Exons: 1
Coding region: 1-1101 (366 amino acids)
Biological process (GO): protein stabilization
Molecular function (GO): protein-folding chaperone binding
Source: RefSeq, a predicted model, not a curated record